This is a messenger RNA of Rotaria sordida, 288 nucleotides long. The record is from the annotation of a GenBank genome assembly. NCBI's taxonomy places the organism in Eukaryota, Metazoa, Rotifera, Eurotatoria, Philodinida, Philodinidae.
AUGAAAUUGAUACAUGGAUAUGCUCGUGAAAAUAUUAUUCGUAAACAACAUCAAUAUAAGACUCAAUAUGAUAAACGACGUCCUGAUCCUCAUUAUACAAUUAAUGAUCGUGUUUUAGUCAGAAGACAUGGAUUAAAAUAUAAAUUAGAACCAAAAUUUUCAAUUACACCACAAAUUAUUAUUCGUGCACAACAUCCUGUUUACGUUGUUCGAGAUGAAAUAACUCAAAUUGAAACACAAGUGCACAUAAAUGAUAUUAGACCCAUUUAUGUUUCAAAAUUAAAUUAA